Microplitis mediator is the source of this 2068-nucleotide messenger RNA. Its product is annotated as eukaryotic translation initiation factor 4 gamma 3-like. Gene Ontology annotation, molecular function: mRNA binding; translation initiation factor activity; protein binding. Gene Ontology annotation, cellular component: eukaryotic translation initiation factor 4F complex. The transcript has 2 exons. The record is from RefSeq and is a predicted model, not a curated record. The coding region runs from base 259 to 1227 and encodes 322 amino acids. NCBI's taxonomy places the organism in Eukaryota, Metazoa, Arthropoda, Insecta, Hymenoptera, Braconidae.
GAGUGCUGAAGGGUUAAAAUUGAGUGAUCUUGAAGUCAGCAGACAAUUUAAAAUUUUUGAAUUUUUUUCAAACCAAUCAGAGGCAAAAAAAAGAAAAACUAAAAAAAUGCACAUGUAGAAAAUUUAAAAAACUAAAGGUGCAAUUUUUUUAAAUAUUUUUAUUUUUAUAAUUUAUCAUUUUUUGAAAAAUUCAAAAACUAUUAGACGGCUGUUAAAUUCAGUAUCAUUAAAAUUAAAAGAAAUUUUUAGGGUGACAACAUGUCACUUAAUGAAGGUAUAAAAUUACAUGAAUCUACAAAUCCAUGGAAGCCAACUCCGCUGAAAAAUAAUGAAACUGCAGAUGAUGAAAAAACGCUGCUUUAUAAAAAAGUUCGUAGAAUUUUUAAUAAAGUAGCACCGCAGACGUUUGAUAAAUUUGUUGGACAACUAAGAGAAUUAGAAAUUGACACGCGGGAAAAAUUACAAGGUGUUGUUAAUUUAAUAUAUGAUAAAGCAAUUAAUGAUCCAAAGUUUGUAAAAUCCUAUGUCAUGAUUUGCAAGGAACUAGGACCAAUAAAUGUUGAUAUGUCAGAUAAAACUUCGUGCGACAAUUUUGAUUUUCAUCAAUUACUUACUAUUCGUUGCCAAAAAGAAUUUGAAAAAACUAAAACUGAUGGAACGAAAGAGAGGGUCAAAAAACUUGAAGAAAUUGAAAAAUGUACAGAUGAUUAUAAAAAGGAAGAACUGAAAUUGAGUCUCGAAGAACAUGAUCGUCGGAUCAAAAUGAAGUCAAUUGGAAAUAUUAAAUUUAUCGGUGAAUUAAAUAAACAAAAAAUGUUGAGUAAUAGAAUAAUGAAUAUGUGUAUAAAUGAUCUUUUAAAAACACCUGAUGAAGGGAAUUUAGAACGUUUGUGUGAAUUGUUAACGAUAAUUGGACAAACAAUGGAAGAAACGAGAGAUCUUUCACCAUACUUUAAUGUAUUAAUAAAACUGAUAAAUCGAAAUGAAAAAGAUAAAAUAAGUUCAAGAAUAAGAUUUAUGAUCCAAGAUGUUAUUGAUUUGAAACUAAAUCGCUGGGUUCCUCGUCAUAUCAUCAAUUCAAAAACUCAAAAGAAACCGUCAUAUUAUCGACCACGAAGAAAUGGUCAAAGAGCUCCGAUGGAUGAUUUUACUUUUCCGCAACCAGAAGGUCCUGUACUUACUGCAGCAAAUUAUGAUGCCAUUCGCUCAUUAUGUAAUGAAUUAUAAUUUCCGGUAUAAUAAUAAUUAAAUCUUUAUAGCAAGUUUGUCAAUCCACGAUUUGAAUUAAAAAAAAAAUUAAUUUUUUACAUAUCUUUUGAUAAAAAAUAUGUUUUUUUUUUUGUUUAAUGGAACGAGAGUUAAUUUAAUUAAAAUUUUGAUCUCAUUGCAUUAAUAUUUUUUUUUUUUUUAAUUGAACUGUUGAAAAAAAAUUUGAAAAUUGUUAAUCGUCUGCUAACUUUAGGAUCAUAAAAAAAUAUGAGCGUGAAUUCGGCUGACAUUUGGCAAUUUUUUAAAUUUUUUAAUGAAUAAAUAAAAUGUCAAAAAGACGAAAAUAAAAAAAUGCGUACUUAAAUAAUUAAAAAUCAGUACAUGUAUUUUUUAAAAUUUAAUUAUCUUAAUUAAUUUAUUUAUUUAAUUAAAAUUUAUAAAUGGUCUCAUGUCUGCUACAUUAAUACUCAUUUAAAAAACACGAUUUUUGAGUGAUAAUGAAUUUAGCCGUCUGAUAUUUUUUGAAUUUUUUUUUAAAACAAUAAAUUAUAAAAAAAAAAAAUUUGAAAAAAUUGCACCUUUAGUUUUUUCAAUUUUCUACAUGUGCAUAUUUUUAGAUUUUUUUUUUUGUAAUUAAUUGGUUGAAAAAAAAUUCAAAAAUUUAUAAUUGCCUGCUAACUUCAGGAUCAGGAUCAGGCGCUAACUUGGCGGGAAAUUUCAAAAUUGAUGUCAAUUUUUUAAAAAAUUGUUUGUGGGUGCAUUCGGAAAUACUCUAACUCUAGCCCAGCGUUGCUACAUAACGAGAGCUAAAGUAUUUUCGAAUGCACUUCAAAAUUACGAAUAAUUUCAAACACAUUUU